This is a messenger RNA of Aethalodelphis obliquidens (Pacific white-sided dolphin), 2495 nucleotides long. RefSeq names its product chromosome unknown C19orf67 homolog (gene CUNH19orf67). The record is from RefSeq and is a predicted model, not a curated record. Lineage: Eukaryota; Metazoa; Chordata; Mammalia; Artiodactyla; Delphinidae. The transcript has 6 exons. Bases 1119 to 2195 code for a protein of 358 amino acids.
GACAGAAUUGUUUGAGGAGGGAGACAGGUAGUGAAUGGGGCUGCCCCACAGCCAGCUAACUGCUCCAGGAGGACAGGAAUAUUUGCUGCUUCUGCCAUCUCCCCAUUCCCAGAACAGCGCUUGGGCACACAGUAGGUACUCAAAUAUUUGUUAAGUGACUAGCAGUUAACUCUAGGCUUUACGGGCAUUCUCUGGGUCUCACCACAGCCCCAUGAGGCAGGGCUCGUGAAAAAUCCACUUUACAGAUGUGGCAACUGGCUCAUCACAGCAAAGAUGUUUGCUCGGGGUCACGCAGGGUGCAGCCUGACACCUGUCUGAGUUCUUUACCCAGAGUCUUUAAGUAUAAUUAAUAUGUUUGGCUUCAUAGCUCUAUUAUCUGACAACCUUUGCAUGUUACAAAGAAUCCAGCCUACAACUGUUGCGGGCAGGGGUCUGUUUUGGGCCCAUGGUAGGGUCUCCAGGCCUCCUGGCCCUCUCCAUAAAAGGGGCGGAAAGGACUGGGCCAUCAGAUGAGGUCAUGGGAUGGGAAAAUUUUUCCAAGUGAAAAUUUUUAUUAUUGUUAGUAACAACCACUACAUCACAAGUGCUGCUAAGUUCUAAUGCAGUUUCUCAACUCCAUUAGUUUUUUAAAAAAAUAUACAGAUUCCGUGUCCUGGGAGUCAGAGACUCAGCGAGUGGGGCGGGGCCGUCCUCGUUUUCUAUACCUGCAACCCCGGGGUUUGGACGCUCGGUAGAGACCCCUCCUCCCUAGGAAAUCGCCUCAGAGAGUCAAAUGCGCUGGCCCCAGGUCGCACCCCCAGGACACUGCCGCGCCAGCAGCGGCCCAGGUCGCCUCCCCCGGCGCGUACCCCACGGCCAGGUUCCGGGAGCGCGCGUGUGCGCGAGGCGCCGCGGCCGGGCCGCGCAGCGCGAGCCGGAACGGCUCGCCCCUCCUGCGUGUUGAAAUUCAAAUGAACUGAACUCCCUCCACGCAGCGCCGGCAGAGAGGUCGAGGCCCGGGUGAGAUGGAGGGGGACGCGCUGCCAGCCAAGUCCGAGGUACCCUGGGCGGGGUCGAACCUGCGGCCAAUGUGAGCAGCGGAGGCUUAAAGAGCUCUGGUCCCCGCCUCCCGCCGCACGAUGGCAACCAGGCAGUGGUUCUUGGGGCCGCUCCCCGCGGGCCCUGGGGAAACGCCGCUCCCGGACGACUUGGAACCUGGGGUACAGCCCUGCGAAGACCCCUCAUGGUCGCCUCCCACUGGCCGACCUGGGGACUCACCCCAGGCGGAGCCCGAGGAUAUUCAGGGGCAGCUGCCCGAGGCCUCCACCUCUACGCCUUUCCCUGAGCUUCUGGCCCCAGGCCCCGGGCCCGCCCCUCCUCGCCUACCCUUGGACACCAUGUUCAGCCCCAUCAGCGAACAGCUCCGUUACCUGCUCAAGAAGGCAGAUGAUUUCCAGAGCUACUUGUUCUACAGCAGGGACCGAGUGCAGAAGGAACAGCUGGCGAAGGCCAUGCCCACCUUCUUGCAGAUGUGUGAGCCCUACUUCCUGUACCUGGAGGCAGCUGCACGGAGUGUGCCCCCCAUCUUUGGAGCCCUGCAGGAGCUGAUCCGAAAGGGGCUGUUGGAGAUCUCCCAACAGCUGACUCUGCGCCUGGAACAGCUGGUCCUUAUGUAUGCAUCAUUUGGGUUUGUGAACCUGGAGGAGACUGACCCCCUAAGCAUCUCCUGUUUCUUCUGCGGGAGGUUCUCCAUCAGUCCUUCCCACGAGGUGUCCAUCUUUAGAUACUGUGCCCCUGCUGCCUACACCGCCAGCCGCUUGCCCCGAUACCUCUAUAAGAAGAUGCGCUGGAACCUGGAAACCACCCCAGAGUCCAGCAGCCAGGGGCAAGAUUCCCGUGUGGAUUACUACUUCCUGUGCUAUAGAGAUACAUGGGAAGACACAGGCAAGAGUCCAACCAACUCAUGCCCCCAGAUUCAGAAACUGUGGUCCAUCGGCCGAUGGGUGCCCCUAGGACCAGCUGAGGAUGACCUUUCUUCAUGGAUUUUGUCCCCGCAGCCUUCCGGGGACUACGAGCAGCUGCUGACCAUCGGCUUCGAGGAGCCGUCGCACAUGCUGGCCACCGACCUGCUGGUGCAGAUCCUCACGGGCCAGGCAGGCACGGCCCGGCCCCCGAGCGCCGCCGGGCCCGCGGCGUGGGCCGCGCAGGAGUCUUGAACCUGGAGAGAGGGUGGGAGCUGGAGCUUGACAGUUCCAAACUCCAGGAGAGGGAGUAGUGGAGGGGCUCACUCGUUCUCCUAGUGCAGCUCCGCCUCGCCUUCCAAGGGGCCAGGCCGAGCUAGCCCGUCCGCACUGGGUCCGGCCCGGCCGCGGGGCCCUGCGGGUGGACACACCGGUUUUAUGUUAAAUAAAAGAAAGAAAGAGGUCACAGGCUCAGCGUCCGCUCGGAUCGCCGCUCCCCUCCCCUUGGGGAGAGGGGGCCCCGCCCACUCGCGCGACCUUCUGGGAAAUGUAGUC